Molecule: messenger RNA, 1353 nt
Organism: Lottia gigantea (owl limpet)
Lineage: Eukaryota; Metazoa; Mollusca; Gastropoda; Lottiidae
Exons: 5
Coding region: 1-1353 (450 amino acids)
Source: RefSeq, a predicted model, not a curated record
AUGUCUAUGAUAAUUGCUCAAACUCCUAAAACUUAUUUCGGUUCUGACAUUCAAAAAUCAUUAAGUUCUCUUCCUGGAUUUCCAUGCGCAAAAUAUCCUGGAGAAAAACAUCUUCCCGGUCAUAAUUACACUGGUCCAGGUACAAGGUUAGAUCUACGAUUAGACGAAAACGAUAAACCAAAACCAGAUAAAGUAAACACCACAUCACCUCCAACAUAUGAAUUAAUCGAUCAAGACAAAGAAGAAAUAGGUUCUAUCAAAACGAACUUUCAACUUAUGAGAUGGGCGAAUGAGUUAAAUAUAUCACCGUUUUAUUAUUGUAUGAGAGAUGAAAUAAAUGAUCUCAAGGAUAAGAAAGCAUGGAUAAAUAAAGCAAAACCUUAUUUUGUGGAACAAAUUGGAGACAUGCUUCAAGGUGAUUUAGAUAUGAAUAAUUUUACCAUAACUACUUUAAAGUUACCAGAAAAUGAUUAUGAUGCUGUUCACAAGAAAUAUUUAAUGGAUCAAUUAAAUUUAAUUAAUAAAGAUUUUAUUGAUGAUACUAAAUUACAAGAAGAAAUUACAAAACAAAAAGUAGAUCUUAAACAACUAAUAGCCAAUAUUAAUCCAGGUAUAAGUGAAGACAAAUGGCAACAGGAAUCAACUGCUCUAGAAACUAAAUUUAAAACUGAAUUACAAAAAGAACUAACAAAUAUUAAACAACAGAUAGAAAAUAUUGAUUAUAGUGAGCAGAUAACUAAUAUUAAUAAUGAAGUUUUAAAACAGGAAAAAAAUAUAACCACAUUAGAAAACAAACUCAAAGAAAAUAAAAAAUCAUAUUAUUUCAAUCUUCCAGCUUUGGCUGUGAGAAAUACUGAACGCAUUCCUACAGGUGAAACAAAAUAUCAGUUGGAAGGAUAUGUUUAUAUUAAAAAUAAAAAAGUAUUUUCAUAUAUAAGUGGAAACAUUAAAAACAUAUUUGAUGAUUCGGGAAAGUUUAUUUUCCGAGGUAAAGCUUUAAUUGAAAUUCUUUUUCCUGUAAAAGUUAAAAUCGAUUCAAUCUUCUUCUCUCAUCCAUCUCACUAUUUAAACGCUCGUAAGAUUUUCGAAUUUAUCAAAGAUGGUGAAUAUGUUGAAAAUAAAGAAUUGGAAGUUUACGAUGAAAACAACAAGCCUAAUCACAUGUAUGAAAUUAAAACAAAUAGAAAAUAUUUAGACAUCUUUAGAAUGUCAAUAAUAUUAGACAAUGACAACGAUGUUCUUUCAAUAGGUGAUUUUGAUAUGAUAUUAGAGACGGAAAGCUCACCAUCGAUAAACAUUAUUAGAAAUCCAACUCCACAAGAAACAGAUACAAUAAAGAGUUAUACGUUUUGA